AAUUAAUUUUUAAUUAUUUUUCAUUUUCAUAUCUUUUGCCCAUCUUUUGUCGCACCGGAUUCAAAUGGUAAUGAUGCGUAAAAUUAAAUUAACCUAUCUCUACGCUUCGCCGAUUGCGAUGAAUUAAAACAAAUAACUAGUAAAGAUUUACUACCGUUUGGGUUAGUUUUAGCCAAACUUUAGUACCCACGACAUGCCUUCCACUGUUUGGUGCUACCUUUUCGCCGUUGCUGCAUUGGUUUUCGUUCCCACCACCAACGCACUGGGAAGGCGAAAUAAAGAGCUAGUGAUUGAUAAAGCGAAAACAUGCCAAACGAAUAAAACCGAAUCAUUUUUGAUCAAGUUCAUCAUUCCGGCAAACUUCACGUCCAGCAACAAUGUGGUGCGCUUUUACGGGAACUUUUCCGUCGUACAGCAGAUUCGACCGCCGCUGGAGCUCACACUAGUGGCGUAUCGCUGCACGCUCGAUUUGCAAAACUGCCAACGGUACAAUGCGGUGCAGGUGCCGAAAAUUUGCUCCUUUUUGGCCGACACCAACUCGUUCUGGUCACCGUUUGUGCGCAGCAUCGAGCCGACAGUGAAGUGCCCCCUGCAACCGGCAACGUACGUGUUUAAGGAUUCCGCGUUUGAUUUGAGCUUUUUUACCAGCUUUCCACUGGACGGGUACACCUGGCAAGUGACGAUGAAGCUGUACAGCACGGCCGUCACGCCGAAGAAGGAAGUGUUUUGCUUCGCUGCGCAAGCUACGCUGAAAACAGUCCGCCGACCUUAGCCAUCGUGUAGUUAAGGGAGUGUAAAGUCUG
Molecule: messenger RNA, 803 nt
Organism: Anopheles gambiae (African malaria mosquito)
Lineage: Eukaryota; Metazoa; Arthropoda; Insecta; Diptera; Culicidae
Exons: 4
Coding region: 194-772 (192 amino acids)
Source: RefSeq, a predicted model, not a curated record